UUGAAAUCCAGAUCAGCGAAAGAAAGAAGAGAAAACCAGUUAGCAAAGCAUGCAGUGUAUUUAAAUACGAAGUCAAGGAUUUUUCCCUAUACGUUUUAUUAAUUUUGUUUAGAUUUUCAUUAGUUUCUUGAGAAGCUGCGUUCAAAAUUAAAGGCACAAAUCUGUUUCCAUAAAGCGGGGUGAAGUUAAGAUACGUGGAAAGGAAGCAAGGAAAGGAAACAAAUAAGAAAUGAGACGCGCUCUCUCAGUCUCACUCUCUCUCUCUCUCUCUCAGUCUGUCCUCUGAAAGUACCACUGUGAGCUGUCAUUUGUCACUAGUGUGUGAGUAAUGAAGACGUGAGUGAUCUAUGCCUGUACUGCUGGAUCAGAGAUGCGGGUGUUUUAUGGAUGCUCUUAGUUGUUUUCUGUCCUUUGGUUCUGUCUGAGAGUGGAGAUGAUGAUGGGUCUGAUAAAGAUGUGACCUGCACAUCCACUUUGACCCUCAAACAAAGUAACCUGACCUGCUCGCUCAACUACGAACCCGCUGAGGAAGUAUUCACGAGACUCUGCAAAACGGAAGGUAUUAAAGAGUGUAAAAAAGCUACUUUUGGACCAGGAGAAAUUACCUUUCAGGAUUUGGGCGUUUUAGGAGAAUACACGCUACAAAUAAGAGACGAGAUUUUUGAAACUAUCAAACUGUCAAAAAUUGUCAAAAUCCCAGCUCCUGAAAUGAAGCUCGCCACUUACAUGGAAGACACAGAAGACGUUUUCAUUUGGUUUGAAUUCAGUCAUGAUUAUGUUAGGAAACCUAAAUUCGAACUGGAAAUCUGGGGGGACAAACUCGAGGAGCCCAUGAGCCUUACUAUAACAUAUCAGAACUUCAGUAUCAGCAGGGAAAGACUUGGUGGAGAUGGUCUUUACUAUACACGUGUUAGAGCAAAACCUGUGGAGUUUUUUGAUGGCAGCUGGAGUGAGUGGAGUUCAAAUGCCAGUUUCACUAUGAAAAAAAAUAAUUUUGACCUUUCAAAGGCUGGUUGCAUCAUCACCUUCUUUGUCGUUCUGGUGCUCAUCAUUGUUUUGGGGACCUUGCGAUGGAGAACAAACAUAAAAGACUACAUUACACCAAACAUCCCACACCCGAAGGCAACUCUUGCACAAAUGCACAGGGGUCUUCCUUUCACUUUCAGUCCUGAGAUAUUCAGCGAUGUCUUCAUACACCGUGUGGAUUACGUCGAUGAAAAGCCAUCUGGCCCUGAGCUUCAAGAUGACCUGGAUGAGCAGCGCUACAGUCAAGCCAGUUCCUCAAGCACAUCACUGAGUGAAAUGGACAUGAAAGCAGAUGAAUGGCUUCCAAGAGAUCAGUCUAACCUUAAAAUUAGACUGUUAGACGAACCAGAUUUGUUGAAAGAAAGAGAAAACGGCAGCACUCAGAGCACAACAGCCCCUCGACGAGAAUGUAAAGAUGAAGCCUAUGUCACUAUGUCCAGCCUUUUCAAUACGCAAUGAAGAGACUGUCUUAAGUCAAUUCCAGUUCACUUGUGAUUUUACAGACCCUUGGUUUGUAUUUGAUAAAAGGUUAACUGAGA
Messenger RNA from Cyprinus carpio (common carp), 1565 nucleotides. RefSeq names its product interleukin 7 receptor (gene il7r). Gene Ontology annotation, molecular function: cytokine receptor activity; thiosulfate-cyanide sulfurtransferase activity. Gene Ontology annotation, cellular component: membrane; external side of plasma membrane. Gene Ontology annotation, biological process: positive regulation of receptor signaling pathway via JAK-STAT; hemopoiesis; cytokine-mediated signaling pathway. NCBI's taxonomy places the organism in Eukaryota, Metazoa, Chordata, Actinopteri, Cypriniformes, Cyprinidae. The record is from RefSeq and is a predicted model, not a curated record.